AUGAAAAAUCCCAUAAACUCAGGAAGAACCAAGAAUGUAGGGAAUCUUACUGUGAGAGGAGAUGAAGACAAGUUAACUAACCUUCAUUAAGAACUUGAAAAAGUGGGGCUUAAAACUUGUGAUAAACCAAAUAGUUAUUAUAAAUAAUAAGCUAAUCAGAAUUGGACGCUUUAAAAAUAGAAAUAUGACAAAAUUGAAUAUUUCAAAAAUCGUUGA
Paramecium tetraurelia is the source of this 216-nucleotide messenger RNA. RefSeq lists its product as uncharacterized. The record is from RefSeq and is a predicted model, not a curated record. NCBI's taxonomy places the organism in Eukaryota, Ciliophora, Oligohymenophorea, Peniculida, Parameciidae. The transcript is spliced from 2 exons.